CUUCUUCUUUCUUUAAACUUCCCGGGCCAGACACAUGCAGUAGAACAAAAUAGGUGGAAAAAAGUUUCAGCUUUUCACUGUAUUGUGUAUGUGCACCCGCACGAUCAAACAAGACGCCAGAAGCUGAUCGUUCUGUGGUGCUCGCUGGAAGUACCCUGGGCCGGUGUUUUCAGUUUUCUGCUGAUAGGAGCACUGUCUGGGGUGUGAGGUAAGUAAAUACAAUCACUUGGGUGCCUAACUUUUGGCACCCCCAAGUAAAGAGCACCUUUCUUUCUCCUUUAACACCUAGGGCCCAUCUACAAGUCUCCUCUGCCUCUUUUAAGGUGUAUCAUCCCAGAGCUCAUACAAUGACAGUGCCCCCUCCAGAGUCCAUAGUGUUCCCUGUCCCUCAAGGUGUAGGAUCCAGUGCCCAUAUAUUUACUCUAUUCUCUGUCCCCAAUAGUAUAGGAACCCAGAGUGUAUAUAAUGACAGUAUCCACUGUUCCUCAAAGCAUAUGAUUCCAUACUCCAUACAUUCUGUGGAGCAGCAUAUGAGCUUGCACUCGACAAUGGCUCUGACAUACAGGCCGGCCUUAUGUGUUUUGUGCCACCUGUCACUUUAUCACAGGAGCCCAACAUCAGGCAAUAUGCACAAAUCAGUGUAGCUGACUAUAUUUUUUGCAUUGCUUUCCCCCAGAACUUAAGCAUCUUUAAGGGUCCUUUACAUAUAGGCAAAUCGCCAUGCUUCUUGAGAAUUCUUUCUAACAAGAAUUCCUGUGUUAUGGUCGACACUCUGGGAGUGGCGCCCACCUCAAUUGUGCCUGAUGCAUCCAAGCAUGGUGUGGAAAUUGUAUCACAUAUGAAAAUGGUAUUAGUCAAAAGAAAAUUUGCCAAGCUUAUAUUUAUUAUUUAUAAUGAUUUUAUAGUCAUAUUUCAUCCAAUAUUGGUGAAUUGCAGAUUUAUAUGUUCCAUUAUAUGACCAUUCUGUGUUGUGUUGUGUUGUGUAUUCUUUUCAAUUGCUGCUCAGACUCAACUGGCACAUGCCACUCAAACAACAGCUCUCAGGAGCCAACUGUCAUAACUGUCAUUUAGCCAGUGUGGAGUGACUGCAGGGAGCUUGUGUGAGUUGGAGAGAGUUUUUGGAGAUUACAGCGAUAGAAGAAGACAUUUGAGCAGAAAGGUGAGUUUGUAGUGCGGAGGAAGAAAAAAGCAGCAGAAGAAGAAGAAAGAAGAAGAAGAAAGAACAUCCUUGGAAAAGAAGAAUAAUGGAGAAGAAGAGGAGAAUAUCUGAGAGUCCAGUGGAGGAACCAGCUAAAGGAAAAAAGAUACAACUGAAGGAUUUAAGGAUUUGCAUAGAACGUCUGAAGCAAUAUCCACUGAGAAGAAAAAGACAGGGAAGUCCAGAGGAGAACCCAGCUGCAGGAAAAAAGAUAAAGCUGAAGGAUUUAAGGAUUUGCAUAGAACGACUAAAGCAAUAUCCACUGAGAAGCAAACGACUGAAAGGUCCGGAGGAGAACCCAGCUGCAGAGGAAAAGAUUACAUGUAAAGAAAUAGAGACGAAUAAACAAAUUGACAGAGAUGUGGAUCGAAAGCAAUAUCCACAGCGAAGGAAAAGACCAAGAAGUCCAGAGCAGAGCCCAGCUGGAGGAAAAGAGAAGGUUAGAGAGGACGCCAAAACAUCGGAGUACCUCGAUAUUGAAAAUUACAGCCUUAUUAAAGAACUAGGAGAAGGCAACUUCGGCAAGGUGGUGUUGGCAUCGUUUAAAAUCAAGAACCAACUAACUGCAAUCAAGAUCAUUGAGAAGCAGCGGGAGGAAGAUUUUGAAUAUGUCAGACGAGAGGCAUCGGUUCUCCAGAUUGCUGGCAGAUGCCCAUUUCUAUGCCGGGCAAUGGCAACAUUCCAAACUAAGUCACUAAUCCUGCUAGCCCUGGAGUACGUCAAUGGCGGAACACUGGAGAACAUCAUCGAGGACCGAGGACGUCUGAGUAACAAGCAACGUGCUGUAAGUAGCAAGCUCCUUAGACAGAAGUACUAA
Molecule: messenger RNA, 2015 nt
Organism: Xenopus laevis (African clawed frog)
Lineage: Eukaryota; Metazoa; Chordata; Amphibia; Anura; Pipidae
Product: protein kinase C epsilon type-like
Exons: 7
Coding region: 1245-2015 (256 amino acids)
Source: RefSeq, a predicted model, not a curated record